AUGGAGAAUAGGAACAACGUGACAGAGUUUGUUCUACUGGGGCUCACAGAGAAUCCAGAUAUGCAGAAAAUCAUAUUUGCUGUGUUUCUGGUCAUCUACAUCAUCUCUGUGGUCGGAAAUGUGCUCACCGUGGUCACUAUCACUGCCAGCCCACUAUCAGGGUCCCCCAUGUACUUUUUCCUGGCCUAUCUCUCCUUCAUUGAUGCCUGCUAUUCUUCUGUCAAUACCCCUACACUGAUCAUAGAAUCACUCCAAUCACUCCGUGAAAAGAAGACCAUCCCAUUCAAUGCCUGUAUUAUCCAAAUAUUUGGGGAACAUUUUUUUGGAGGUGCUGAUAUCAUCCUGCUUACUGUGAUGGCCUAUGACCGCUAUGUGGCCAUCUGCAAGCCAUUGCACUACAUGACCAUCAUGAAUCGGCGGGUAUGUGGCCUACUAAUGGGAGUGGUGUGGGUCGGAGGCUUUCUACAUGCAACCAUACAGAUCCUCUUUAUCAUCCCAUUACCCUUCUGUGGCCCUAACGUCAUAGAUCACUUUAUGUGUGAUCUGAACCCUUUGCUCAAUCUUGCCUGCACUGACACCCAUACUCUAGGGCUCUUUGUUGCUGCCAACAGUGGUUUCAUCUGUGUGUUAAACUUCCUCCUCUUGAUGGUCUCCUAUGUGGUCAUUCUGCAUUCGCUAAGGAGCCACAGCUUGGAGGCAAGGCGCAAAGCCCUCUCCACUUGUGUCUCUCACAUCACAGCAGUCCUCCUAUUCUUUGUGCCCUGCAUAUUUGUGUACAUGAGACCUGCAGCUACUUUAUCUGUUGAUAAAGCAGUUGCUGUGUUCUACACUAUGAUAACGCCUAUGUUAAAUCCCUUAAUCUAUACCUUGAGAAAUGACCAGAUGAAAAAUGCCAUUAAGAAAUUGUGUAGUAAGAAAGCUGAUUUAGGUGACAAGUAA
Molecule: messenger RNA, 939 nt
Organism: Ailuropoda melanoleuca (giant panda)
Lineage: Eukaryota; Metazoa; Chordata; Mammalia; Carnivora; Ursidae
Product: olfactory receptor 4C46-like
Exons: 3
Coding region: 1-939 (312 amino acids)
Biological process (GO): G protein-coupled receptor signaling pathway
Cellular component (GO): membrane
Molecular function (GO): olfactory receptor activity; G protein-coupled receptor activity
Source: RefSeq, a predicted model, not a curated record